Molecule: messenger RNA, 315 nt
Organism: Adineta steineri
Lineage: Eukaryota; Metazoa; Rotifera; Eurotatoria; Adinetida; Adinetidae
Source: the annotation of a GenBank genome assembly
AUGACUUUAUUUCAAGUAUUAUUUGAUGUUGUGUGCUUAGUACCCUACGGAAUAAAUUAUGUUUACAACCUCAUCACAUCUGGAGUUAAUAAAAGUGCAGAUCGAUUACAAUUGGAAUAUUUUAUUAGUACAAUUCUCGCUCUAUUAUCCUAUGGCUACUUUACUGGAAGUUGUUAUAUGUUUUGGAUAUCAUCAAGUCGUUUUCGUAAAGCAAUAAAAGAUCGAAUAUGUUUUUGGCGAAGACAAAACCAAAUAAAUCCACUUCAAUCAGUGACACAUGGAAGAACUGUAUUUGAAAUGAAAACACAGAAUUAA